UGAAAGUUUCUUGCACUAGCCGCAAAUCUUCAAUCUUUUCUUCUUCUUUCGACAUCCAUGGCUUUAACUCAACACUUAAAACCCACCAUUUCCUUAUCCUUCUCUUCCUUUCAUCGCCACUCUUCUUUCUCUCCCUUUUUUCCACUCAAUUUCCAGACCAAACCAUUGUUUUACAGCUCAAGAGUCCAUAAUCUCCGACCCCCAUCUCUCAGUCUCACGUCCUCCAGAAGAUUGUUCCUUCUCCCUUCAGUUUCUGGAGUCUGGGAUGCUUUGACUGGCAAUAACAAUGCGAGGGAAGCUGUAAUGGCCAUAAGACGUGGAAUGCUACUGUUCAGACAGGGUGAUGUGUCAGGUUCUUUAGCGGAGUUUGACAAGGCAAUUGAGUUGGAUCCUCGACAAAAGGCAUAUCUUUGGCAAAGGGGGCUUUCAUUGUACUAUCUUGAGAGGUAUGAAGAAGGUGCAGAGCAGUUUAGAUUAGAUGUUGCACAGAACCCAAAUGAUACUGAGGAAUCAAUAUGGUGCUUUCUAUGUGAAGCUCAAUUAUAUGGAGUAGAUGGUGCAAGGCAAAGCUUUUUGGAGGUUCGCAGAGAUCCAAGACCUGUCAUGCGAGAAGCUUAUAACAUGUUUAAAGAUGGAGGUGAUCCAGAAAAGCUCGUUGCUGCAUUCUCCAAUGGCCAGGAGAAUGAGUAUUUCUAUGCUUCUUUAUAUGCUGGGCUUUACUAUGAAUCUCAGAAGAAACCAGAUGCAGCCAAAGUUCACAUGCUUUCAGCAUGUCAGUCUCCUUAUGGACAAAGGUCUGAUGAUUAUAUGGCUUCCCUUGCCAAGGUUCACUGUCUUUGUCGAAAUUGGAGCCCUGAGUGAAAUACUUUGCUCAAGCUUCGUGAAAAUGAAUAUAAAUGUUGGUUUCAGGGAAAAAAAAAUUAUUAGAUCACCAUAAACGACACAUCAAUGAGGUAAGGUGAGCUGGAUUCUGAUAUAAUAUGUGAAUAACAAAAGCUGUAUCAUACAUUUCAAUAUUUUAUAUUCUCAGUAUGCACUGUUCUUGCCUAUUUAAUUAGGAGUACUGAAGAAGACAAUCUGCAAAGCAUUGUAAAUGAUUUAACCCAGGUUACAUUGCUGCAAUUCAGUGUUGCAUAGUGAUUUAUUAAAUUCUGACUCGUGCAGAAUCAAUACAUCAAUA
Messenger RNA from Theobroma umbraticum, 1180 nucleotides. RefSeq names its product Tetratricopeptide repeat (TPR)-like superfamily protein. The record is from RefSeq and is a predicted model, not a curated record. Gene Ontology annotation, molecular function: protein binding. NCBI's taxonomy places the organism in Eukaryota, Viridiplantae, Streptophyta, Magnoliopsida, Malvales, Malvaceae. Gene Ontology annotation, cellular component: chloroplast.